Messenger RNA from Sphaeroforma arctica JP610, 150 nucleotides. RefSeq lists its product as hypothetical. The transcript has a single exon. NCBI's taxonomy places the organism in Eukaryota, Ichthyosporea, Ichthyophonida. The annotation marks the transcript as partial. The record is from RefSeq and is a predicted model, not a curated record.
AUGAAGAGAAGAAAAGUAUAGCCUUCCUGUCGUUCCCGGAUUCGAAUUCCGCGAUAGGCGACACCAUGUUCUGUUUCCGCACACCCACGAUACCAACGCUGUCGGGCCGUCAUCAGUUGGCUGCUGGUGCAGCAGUAAACCGAGGGGGAG